Messenger RNA from Gymnogyps californianus (California condor), 1730 nucleotides. RefSeq names its product CD6 molecule (gene CD6). The record is from RefSeq and is a predicted model, not a curated record. NCBI's taxonomy places the organism in Eukaryota, Metazoa, Chordata, Aves, Accipitriformes, Cathartidae. Gene Ontology annotation, cellular component: membrane.
AUGGAGGGGCUCUGCCUGCUCUUGGCGGCUCUCUCCGCCGUGGCACCCGGACAAGGGGUGGCGAGCCGGGAGGUGACAGCAUCGGCAGGAGCCCGGGCGCGUGAUGGCAUCCCACGCUUCAGCUUUCCCACCGCACCCACGGAGCCGACGGGACCUCCCAGCACCCCGGCAGGCAGCGCGGCUGGAAAUGCCUCGGUGGCACCAGGUCCUGGCGCGCUGCGGCUGGCCGGCGGCCGGAGCCGGUGCGAGGGCCGGGUAGAGAUGGAGCAGGCGGGCACUUGGGGCACGGUGUGCGACGACGCCUGGGACCUGGCCGAUGCCGACGUCGUGUGCCGGCAACUGCAGUGUGGCUGGGCCAUGCGUGUCCACGGCGGUGCCGCCUUUGGCCGGGGCAGCGGACCCAUCCUCCGGGAUGAGGUGGGCUGCGAGGGGCACGAGGAGCAUCUCUGGGACUGCCCGGCCGCGCCGGAGCAUGACUGCAGCCAUAAGGAAGACGCCGGCGUGGUCUGCUCAGGUGAGUCUGGCAUCUAUCAGGCAGGGUGCAGGCAGCGCAUCCCCAGCUCCGCUCUCUGCGCAGAGCACCAGGAGUGGCGGCUCUCCGGGGGCCGGGAUGGCUGCGCCGGCCGGGUCGAGGUCUUCUUCCGCGGUACGUGGAGCACGGUGUGCGACAGCACGUGGUACGAGGUGGAGGCGAGCGUGCUGUGCCGCACGCUGGGCUGCGGGGAGCCACUCCGGCAGCUCUCCUUCGGCCACACGCUGCCCGGCAGGAUGCUCUACCAGUGCGUGACCCAGCAGCCAUCGCUGGCCCACUGCCACUGGACCUUCAAUAAAUCAGCUCCCUGCCACCAGUCCCGGGCGGCUGGCGUGGUCUGCAACGGCUCCCAGGGCUUGCAGACGCCAACCCCAAUGGCCGUGGUGACACCGAGCAACAUCACGCUCCUGAGCGCUGAGGAGGGCUCCCUGGCUGUGGGGGCACAGUCCCCUCUGCACAUGCCCCUCUUCAUCCUCUGCCUGGCCCUGGCAGUACUGCUCCUGCUCACCAUGCUGGCCUUCACCGCCGCCCUGCUGAGGGUGAGGAAGAUGAGCGCCCACGCCGUGUCCUCCCUUGGGCUAGCCGGGCCGGUCCUGGUGACCCACAGCGCCCAGAGCCCCGAUGUGCCCUCCGGGACCUCCAACGACUACAGGGAGAUGCCCCCCAGCCUUCCCAAAGGACCAGACCCGCCGGUCACAGCCCUUCCCACUGCCAAGGACUCCGACUCCGACUCCGACUACGAACACUACGACUUCAGCAGCAAGCCGCCCGUGGCCCUCUCCACCUUCUACAACUCGCUGCGCCGGCAGCCCGGGGAGCAGCUAGUCCCGCUGAUGCCGAGCCGGAAUGGGAUGGAGCCGUUCCCUGCGGAGGCAAUGCCCCCUGUGCCUGCCCCAGUGCUCUCCCACCCCUGGGUACCUGUGUCUCCAGCAGACCCCGAUCCCGCCGACAGCUCCAGCACCUCCUCGGGAGAGUGGUACGAGAACGUGCAGGGCGUGGAGCCGCCCGGGGACCCGUCCCCACACCCCGGCUGGCCGGCUCCAUCUUGCCCCUCGGGGGGACACGCGCAGGACCCCGACUCCUCUGAGGGCAGCGACUACGAUGACAUCCAGGGUUCUGCCUACUGAGGCUGCCCGAUCACCCCAGACAGAGGGACAGGGCAGGGGGGACCUGGCACUGCGUGCGGCCAAGGACUCGU